Molecule: messenger RNA, 2592 nt
Organism: Arvicola amphibius (Eurasian water vole)
Lineage: Eukaryota; Metazoa; Chordata; Mammalia; Rodentia; Cricetidae
Gene: Fgf2
Product: fibroblast growth factor 2
Exons: 3
Coding region: 16-480 (154 amino acids)
Biological process (GO): fibroblast growth factor receptor signaling pathway; regulation of cell migration; positive regulation of protein phosphorylation
Cellular component (GO): cytoplasm
Molecular function (GO): growth factor activity; fibroblast growth factor receptor binding
Source: RefSeq, a predicted model, not a curated record
GGCCGCGGAGGGGCCAUGGCUGCCGGCAGCAUCACCACGCUUCCCGCACUGCCCGAGGAUGGCGGCGCCGCCUUCCCGCCCGGCCACUUCAAGGACCCCAAGCGGCUCUACUGCAAGAACGGCGGCUUCUUCCUGCGCAUCCACCCGGACGGCCGCGUGGACGGCGUCCGCGAGAAGAGCGACCCACACGUCAAACUACAGCUCCAAGCAGAAGAGAGAGGGGUCGUGUCUAUCAAGGGAGUGUGUGCAAACCGGUACCUUGCUAUGAAGGAAGACGGACGGCUGCUGGCUUCUAAGUGCGUUACAGAAGAGUGUUUCUUUUUUGAACGACUGGAAUCUAAUAACUACAAUACUUACCGGUCAAGGAAAUACUCCGGUUGGUAUGUGGCACUGAAACGAACUGGGCAGUAUAAACUCGGAUCCAAAACGGGACCUGGGCAGAAGGCCAUACUGUUUCUACCGAUGUCUGCUAAGAGCUGAUUCACUUUAGAAACUAUUAAUGAGAGAAACGAAUGUACGCAACUAAGUUUGGAUGCCUGGAUAAAAACUCAUUAUGUAACAGUAAGACACUUAACCGUUACCUCAGUAAAGAAAAGCAACAAUUUUUGGAAAAAGUUUAGAAUUCUCCCUUUUAUAGCUUUGGUUGUGACCCAGUGAUGAUUAGAGCCACAAUAUUCUUCAUUUAUUUUCUUUAUUAGAAAAGAGGACUUAAACCUAUGUGCAUUUACAAAUUUCCAUCGUGGAAAUCACGUAUGUGAGCCAGGUAUUAGCCGCAGACUGUGUCCACCUUUGGUUCACUCAGUCUGUCCCCAUUGUGGCUGUGUAACUCUCCGGCAGUUCCCUGUGAUAGAGUUUGUAGAACAGGCCUGUGUACACUGCCGGGAGUUCCUCCAUGCUGAGGUCAAUUUUGUCAAACCCUUCCCUGUGUCCAUAUAGCAAUAGCCUGGCUACCCUGCUGGUGAUGGGGGUUGUGUUUUUAGUCCUAGCCAGGUUUUCUAGGUCCAUCCAUUCGCACUUCAAGCAUUCCUGCUGGCAGAAGUUGAUAGCGAAGGAACACGGCUGCAGGCGGCAGAUCAGGUACAAGUCUGACUUCCCGAAGGCUCCGGGGUGCCUGUGCUGUUGCCGGAUGCUCAGCAGAGACCUGAAUUCUGACUUCACCCCAGUCUCUUCAAACACCUCUCGGACUGCUGUGUCGCCUACGUGAAAGAGAGAAACAAAGAGAUUUUGUUCCUAGAGAUGCUGUCAAAGGUUUUCAGUGAAAAUCUGGAAGGUUAAAAGCAAAGCUUUGUCUUUGAACUGCUUUCCUGACAUUGUGAGAUGCACUUUGUAUUUAAGAUGCCUCUGAGACACUGAGGGUCUCCUUGGAGGCUAUGCAUGCAUCACCACAUCAUCUUAACCUCUUCCUGCUCUGUUUCCCAGAGACAAGAAGACACUUGCAAACAUAGCUGCAGUUAACCUUCUGCUAAAUCCUUCAGGAAUCUGUAGUGCUGAGCGUACUUGAGUGAGCUGUGAAUUGACUCUGACUUGUUUGUGAUCGAAGCCCACUGCCCCACAGGGCAAGGCCCUUCACCAUGGUUAUGCCCGCUCCUAGCUGCCGGUGGAGCCUAGCCUGAUUUGGAAACAGCUUUCUCUUGAGAUCAGAUUCCAGAGAACUUGGGACUCAACCCUUCAACACCAAAAUGCAAUAGACCUGUUUAAUCAAACAUUUUCAUAAGGCUAGAAAUGCACAUAAUUUUAUAAUACAACAAGGUUUUCACAUUUUAUAAAUAUUUUUAAUUAAAUACAAAUUUCCAUGGCAGGACUUUUAUUGCCAUUAACAUAGGUUUAUGUCCAGUUUAUCUAGACACCCAGGAAGACUGCCUGAAUGGACUUCACUGGUUCUGAUGCUCUAUAGCUUCCUGCCCUAAUUGCUUUUCUGGUCCUCUUUAGAAUUAUUAUAGAUUAUUUAACACCUUCUAAUGCCUCGCUGGAUGUUUGCCAAACAGCACAUAAGUUUGUCUUGCCAGUAAUUCUACUGAUAAUGUCUAUGCAAUGAAGAGCUAUCAAAAGCACAUAGUUCCUGUGCACACAAACCAUAGACUAUCUUUCCUGCCCCCCUGGACACAUACCUGCCCCUAAGACAUGCUCUUGUUUCUAAGAAACAGUCCUAGAAAGGCUCACAGGAAUAACUUACUCUAAAACACAAGACAUCUAUCCACCAUUCUUUAAUUAUAUACUGACUUCCCUGUGACUGAGAUUUGUCCAUAGGUUAAGCAUGGUCAGAAAUUGCAUUUCAUAACUGAAAGCACCAAGACAAGGCAUACCUUGUCUACACCAUGUAGAUAUCUGCUUUGGCGUGUGUAAGAUGCUGGGUUCAGAUCCUGGUACCACAUAAUGAGAGGGAGGGAACAGUGGCAUCAAAGAUCAUUCUAGGCUCACAGUCUCUGGUAAGAAAAUAGUUUUCAUCUAGCAUACAAUACAUUAUUAAAUUUAUUAUUAAAAUGUGGCACUAGUCUUAAAUGUUUAUAUAGUGGCUUCUAACUCUUGUUUAAAUAUAUAGUCUUUAAUAUGCAUAUAUAUAUAUAUACAUAUAUACAUGUAUGUAUGUAUGUA